AUGAAACAUAAGUGCUAUCUAUCUAUCAUAUCUAUCUAUCUAUCUAUCUAUCUAUCUAUCUAUCUAUCUAUAUAUAUAUCUCUUUCGUUUUUCUUUCUUUCUUUCUUUUUCUUUCUUUCUUUCUUUCUUUCUUUCUUUCUUUCUUUCUUUCUUUAUUCUUUCUUUCUUUCUUUCUUUCUGUCGUUAGUUGUUUUUUUCUUUCGUCAGUUCUUUAUUUCUUUCUUUUCGUUCUUUCUUUCUUUCGUUAGUUCUUCCUUCUUUCUUUCUUUCUUUCUUUCUGUCUUCUUUCUUUUUUCUUUCUUUCUCCUGUUAGAUCUUUCUUUCUUUAGUUCUUUCUUUCUUUUGUUCUUUCUUUCUUUUGUUCUUUCUUUAAUAAGUUCUUUCUUUUUUCUUUCUUUCUUCAGUUCUUUCUCGCUUUCUUUUGUCAGUUCUUUCUUUCUUUCUUUCGUUAUUUCUUUCUUUCGUUAUUUCUUUCUUUCUUUCUUCAGUUCUUUCUUUCUUUCGUUAUUUCUUUCUUCUUUUUUUCUUUCUUACUUUUAA
Acanthosepion pharaonis is the source of this 540-nucleotide messenger RNA. The record is from the annotation of a GenBank genome assembly. NCBI's taxonomy places the organism in Eukaryota, Metazoa, Mollusca, Cephalopoda, Sepiida, Sepiidae.